Molecule: messenger RNA, 4917 nt
Organism: Gadus chalcogrammus (walleye pollock)
Lineage: Eukaryota; Metazoa; Chordata; Actinopteri; Gadiformes; Gadidae
Gene: ltb4r
Product: leukotriene B4 receptor
Exons: 4
Coding region: 3670-4917 (415 amino acids)
Biological process (GO): phospholipase C-activating G protein-coupled receptor signaling pathway; positive regulation of cytosolic calcium ion concentration; complement receptor mediated signaling pathway
Cellular component (GO): plasma membrane
Molecular function (GO): complement receptor activity; leukotriene receptor activity
Source: RefSeq, a predicted model, not a curated record
GCUGAAAUUGUGACACACCAACGUUAUUUUGCAACUAUACACGGGAGAACAUGUUCUGUCUUUAAAAGACACCUCCUGUUGCAAGAGCUUAUCCCCUUCUGAGGCCACAGGAAGAACGUAAUAGAUGUCUUAAGGCGUUGAAUAGUCAAACCCAACAGCUCUUCUCUUAUUGGACCAACCGACACAGAGAGCCGACAAUGGAGACAAUCACGCACGCUAUGCCACUUCAAAGCAUCUGCCACCACUAACUAGGCCAAUCGUAUCAUGUCCUAGAUGUGACUCAUACUAUGAGAUAUUAAACUAUGGUGAUUUUCUUAGAAUUGAUGUGAAGAAUGAAGUAAAAAGAUUCUAAAAUAGAAUUGCUGCCUUCGAAAGGGGCAUCUUCCAAGUCACUUUCCCUACGAGCAGAGCCAAUAAGAUGCUCGUCAGGGUAAUAAAUAAACACAGGACGUGAAAGAUUCAAGAGAUCAUGAUGAAUGUGUUGGCACUUUUCUAUUGAAGCAACAGUUCUUGUUUUUUAUCGUUUUGUUUUCUUCCUCAAAAGCGUGCAAGGGGAAGUGACAUGACUUGUGGCAACCCCUUAAAUCGUUGGACUUUGAGGCUGGUAGGACUAUUGCUGCAGACAGUCUGAGAGUGGUGAGUGCUCACUGAACAUCCGGAGUGCAACCGGGGGUCGGUUUAACACUGUGGAGCUAGCUACUCAGCGGUGAUUCACCGGUAAAAGGUAGGCUGAGAAUGAUUAUAAUGAAUGUUGCUGAAGGUCUUUGUUUUAAAAUGAGGGUUAUUUUGAGAGUCGUCAGAGCAUUGCUUUAGUUUGGCUCAUUCUGGCUUAGAUAGACUCAAUCAAAUAAAAUUAGGAUUGGAAGAAAUAUAACGCAUUCACACUCAAAGUGAAAAAGCUGUGACAUGAUAUGUAAGCCUAUUAUUUUUUGUCAUAUUCCUAAAUAGUCCCCUCUAAUUUAAAAUCCCAAACAUUCAAUCACAGUUAUUUCUAAGGAAGUGUUCUCCCUUACGACAUAAAUAAUUAUACAGCCUUAUUAUUCAAUAUAAGGUUUUGCUCAUUUGUUACGCUCAUUAAAGUAGAUAAUGACUAUAAAUAAAUAAUAAAUAAAUUGGGAUAUAUGGGAUACAUAAUAUAGACAUAUAUAUAUAUAUAUUAUAUCCAUAUAAGGACUUCCAUGACACAUAUGGCAUGUGGUCCAGGAAUACAGUAUGCAGAGCAUUGUUUCUCAUGUGAUCGCUCCCUCUGCAGGUUAAACAGAUGCGUAACCUGAGGGUGUCCUAUGAUACAAACCAAUGCUACUGUAUGCAUUAGGGGUGUAACGGUACAAAAAAGUCACGGUUCGGUACGUUUCUUUUCCACAGCAACGGUGAUAGUAACACCUGGAUGGUGCCUUUUCAAAUGCGUGUGCAUGUUAAAGUGCUGUACGUAGACACGGAGAGCCCUCUCCGUAGCCGGAGAGCCUGUCGGAGACCCUCUCCGUAGCUUACGUGCGCACCCAAUAUUUCUUAACUAUCAGUCGACGCCAUGGACCUAUUGUUCAACGCAACGGAGACGGCAAGGGCUGUGAUUGGUCCUCGUACAAAAUCAUUUCCAGAAUCACUUCUCCGGUUUGACUUUGCACCUUAAUUACUUUGUACAUUGUUUACUUUGCACCUUAAGGACAAAAAUAAAACACCAAAUAAGAUUUGAAAAGAUUGGAAGUUUAUUUACAACACUGCUUAAAUGGUUUGUAGUCAACCUUUAAGAUCGAUUGGGCGGCGAAUUGCAUUGCGUAUCCGACAUCCCGACGGAGAGCUACUGAGGGGUCUCCGUAGUUACGGAGUCGGUUUACGGAGUCGGAGUAGUAUGCUUUGGCUAAACGGUCUGGGGGGAACUCCGACAUCAAGUUUUAAAUUCUGCAUCGCAAAACAAGCCUUUACAUUCGCCAUAUUAACGCUAUGUACGCCACAUUUACGCACCGCGGCCCACUUCUAUAACCGCUUCGGGGAGCCUGUACCGUGAUGGUUCGGCACAAAUAUGUGUGCCCCUAGUGUGCAUCCAUUCUGAUUGGCUGAUAGGGUCACCUGGACACCUGCUGAUGAGCGUUGAUGCGAUACACCUGUCCUCCACAAAUUGAUUAAAUGGAAGGGCCUGAGCAUGAGCCCGUGGUGUGUUUUUCAUCAAAGUCACCCCCCAGCUGCCGAAGUCGACUUUUUCAACAUACAUUUUUCUAGUAGUAGUUUUCUUUCUUUACUACUACUUAUAGUGGCACUCCGUCUCACUCCUACUCGUCCUCUGUACCACUUGUUGGAGUCAGCUAACAGCGUUCGCAACGCGGGCGAAAAGACAAGACCAUGUUCCUUCGUUUUUAAAUGUUUACUUAAAAGUCUUCAAACAAAAUACACGUCUUCAACGAUACAAACUACGGUCUUUCGCACGGUCAAAAAACUGUGUAGCUUCAAUCAAUGUUAGACUCCAAACUGAAUUACGUUACCAUCGUUACCAUUAUAACUAUACAGUGACGUUGUUACGUAAAAAUCCCAAAACAUAGAGAAUAACAUAUUUACCAUUUAUACCUCACUAAAUUAUUAACAGUUUUACACAUUAUGAAUUAACAUUAAAUUACUAUUAGCAUUUUUUAAUCAUUUUAAACUAAAUAUUUAUUAUAAAUCAAUUAUUGGCAUAUUGGCUCUUACAUUACCCGGCCCCUAAUUGGUUAGGCAGGUGGACUAAGCAAUUACAAACUAAAACAUCAAGAGCCAAAAUAAAACAAUGCCCAACUCAAACUGGUUUCUUGUGAUUCUUCCCUUUUUUAUGUUCUCUCUUUACGCUGCUUCUUCUAACAAACACAGUUUGUUAACAGGCCUCUCCAAGAUACUGGUCUUGGUCUUUAUCUUCACUCUUCGAACCGCUCUGCUCAAGUCCGGUAAGGUUUCAACCACUCUUCCCAUGAGCCAGGAGUUUCGAGGCGAAGAACUGUCCACUAACAACACAAUAUCUCCAGUAGAAAAGUUUCUUCGCGGUCUCGACCACUUCUGCCGCUCCUGGAGUAGUGGGAAGUACUCACGGGUCCAUCUGGUCCAGAACAAGUCUGCUAUAUAUCUAAAUCCAAAUGCAAAGAAAGUGGGAAAUCCUUUUCCAUGACAUCUUUAACCUUAUGUAUACAUUUUGAGUAUCGCUCAUCAUUUUCUCCAAUUAAUUUAUUUUACUUCUCUGUCAACCGUCCUGGAUCCGUUGUAUCCUCAAAAUAUCUAAGCCCCUUUUCCUUUUCAUCAGUCAUCUUAAUAUUGCAGAGUUAGGCUUUAGUUGCAUGCAAUGGUUUAAAAGCACUUAUCCUUCAAGUCCCUUUUCUUCAUAAGAACAAUGGCAAUACAACUUCUUAAAUGAAGCCCAAAUAAUCAACAUUGACUGUCUGGCUUAAAAUACGAGCUGACACGGAGAAUCAACAACUUUGCAUUUUUUUAUUUUUUUUAUGCAGUUCACCUUUAAUUUUGGCACGGGCUUAUCUCCCUGCAUAGGUGUGACGUCCUCUUGUGGGAAUGCACGAGGAUAAUAUCAACAGAUCACGUUACCUUUCUUUGGAGAACAUUUCAAAGGAUUAACCGUUUCUUGAAUAAGCUUCUUCAGAACCUCCUCGCCCCCUCCUCGCUCGCCCACACCAACCCUUUCCCCCCCCCCGCGGCGCGAUGGCGUUCUCCCCCUCCCAGCUGUACUACGCCUCCCCCUACACCUCCUCGUCCCUCGUCUCCCCCUUCUCCCUCAACCUCAGCUCCACCGCCACCCCCUCCGCCGCCCUCGCCCUCACCCCGGCGCCCCAGCGGGCCUCGGCCGCUCUGGGCGUGGCCAUCCUGGUGCUGGCCUUCGUGCUGGGUUUCCCCGGCAACCUGUUUGUGGUGUGGUCGGUGUGGUGGCGCGUGAAGAAGCGCUCCGUCACCUGCCUGCUGGUGAUGAACCUCGCGGCGGCCGACGCCCUGGUGCUGCUCAGCGCGCCCCUCUUCCUGCGCUACCUGCUGGGCGGCCGCGGCUGGGAGUUUGGCGCGGCGGCGUGCAAGCUGGUGCACUACCUGUCCAGCGUCAACAUGUACGUGUCCAUCUACUCCAUCGGCCUGAUGAGCGCCGACCGCUGCCUGGCCGUCACCCGGCCCUUCCUGGCGCACCGGCUGCGCACCAAGCGCAAGCUGCUCGGGCUGCUGCUCGGCCUGUGGGCGCUCAGCUUCCUGCUGUCCCUGCCCAUGCCCUUCUACCGCAGCAAGCAGCAGAUACCGAUCGGCGCCAACCGCUCGGUGCCCAUCUGCAACCAGGACCACGGGAACGGCGUGGAGCACCGGGUGUUCCAGUACCUGUUUGAGACGGUGAUGGGCUUCCUGGUGCCCUUCGCCUUCAUCGUCGGCUGCUACGGCGUGGUGGUGAACCGCCUGCGCACCGCCAUGUUCCAGAAGAAGGGCCAGAGCAGCCGUCUCAUCCUGCUCAUCGUGGGCGCCUUCGGCCUCUUCUGGCUGCCCUACCACGUCAUCAACGUCAUGGAGAUCUACGGCGUGCUCCAGGGCGACGAGGCGGUGGUGCGGGCCGCCGAACAGGGCCGGCCCACCCUCACGGCGUUCGCCUACUUCAGCAGCGCCGUCAACCCCAUCCUGUACGUGUUCGCCGGCAGCUCCCACAUCCGCGCGGCCGGCCUCAGCUUCAUGGGCCGGCUGUUCGAGGGCACCAACUCCGAGAGCCGAACCACCAGCACCACGAACCGCACCCGGUCCAGCCGCGGGGGGUCCACCGCGGUCGGCGUGAUGGCGGCGGCGGCGGCGGCGGCGGCGUUGGAGGAGGAGGGCUCCCCGCUGCGGGCGGUGUCGGCCGCGCCGGGACCUGCGGCCGGCGGCGGGAAGGGCGGGCGCCACCGCUCGGAGUUCAGCACCUUGGCCACCAUAGAUCAGUCGGAGUAG